AAGCCUGAAACUAACAUCCUCCUUCGGUAGCUUUCAAUUGAUUUCAGGACAUCAGCUCCUUUCUUGAUACCCCAAGCCCCGCCACCAGAAGCGGUUCGCCUUCCAUAUACCCGCCACCUUCGAUCCCUUUACUUCGGCCGUUCGCCGAUAUAAUGGGUCGAGUUUCAUUCGCCGAGGAUACCAAAUUGCCUGACGAGACUCAUAUCGAGGAAGAGCCCUACAAGGUUUUCGAGUACCAAGAUGGCCCGGAGAACAAGUCUUGGGCAGGUGCCCUUCCCAUGAAGCAGGGUCUCUAUGACCCCUCGCUCGAGAAGGAUGCUUGCGGUGUGGGUUUCGCCGCGCACAUCAAGGGCAAAGCCAGCCACAAGAUCGUCACUGAUGCGCGCUCAUUGCUCUGCAACAUGACUCAUCGUGGUGCCGUCGGCUCAGACGCGCGAGAUGGUGACGGUGCAGGUGUGAUGACCUCCAUCCCCCAUCGAUUCUUCCUCAAGGAAUUCGAGCGCGAGCAAGGCUACAAGCUACCAGCCAUCGGCCAGUACGCUACCGGUAACCUGUUCUUCAAGCCAGAUCCCACAAUCUUGGAUGAGACCAAGGCCAUGUUCGUGGAUGUCGCAGACCAGCUCGAUCUGAGAGUACUGGGGUGGCGAGUGGUCCCCAGGGACUCCACACUCCUUGGCCCUGCUGCGCUCUCGCGAGAGCCGAUCAUCCUGCAGCCGUUCGUCGUCCUCAAGACUGCCUACGGAGACGGAAGGCAGCCCAAGGAGGACUUCGCAAAGACCUUCGACGCUGGCUACUUCGAGCGUCAGCUGUACGUUAUGCGCAAGCGUGCAACACACGUCAUUGGCCUGCACAACUGGUUCUACAUUUGUUCCCUUUCGAACAAGAACAUCGUAUACAAGGGUCAGCUGUCGCCGGUCCAGGUUUACGAGUACUACCACGAUCUGCUCAAUGUUGACUACGAGGGUCACUUCGCACUUGUGCACUCUCGUUUCUCGACAAACACAUUCCCCUCGUGGGAUCGCGCACAGCCUCUGCGAUGGGCCGCUCACAACGGUGAGAUCAACACACUGCGAGGAAACAAAAACUGGAUGCGAGCACGUGAGGGCGGCAUGAAGUCCAGCCUUUUCGGCGAAGAUCUCGACAUGCUGUACCCCAUUAUUGAGGAUGGCGGUUCCGAUUCUGCAGCUUUCGACAACGUUCUCGAGCUGCUCACCAUCAACGGUGUUUUGUCUCUACCCGAAGCAGUCAUGCUCAUGGUCCCUGAAGCAUGGCAGGGUAACCACACCAUGGAUCCUGCCAAGCAAGCUUUCUACGAAUGGGCUGCUUGCAUGAUGGAGCCCUGGGACGGUCCUGCACUCUUCACAUUCUCCGACGGCCGCUACUGUGGUGCCAACCUCGACCGCAACGGUCUGCGUCCUUGCCGUUACUACGUAAUGGACGAUGACCGCAUCAUUUGCGCGUCUGAAGUCGGUACUAUCUCCAUCGACCCUGAGCGCGUUGUUCAGAAGGGCCGUCUGCAGCCCGGCAAGAUGUUGCUUGUUGACACUGUCGCUGGUCGCAUUGUCGACGAUGCCGAGCUCAAGAAGACUGUUGCCGAGCGCAAUGACUUCAGCGCGUGGAUUGAGAAGAACCUUCUCACCCUGCCCAAGAUUCUCAAGACCGUUGGCGAUAAGGGUCUCGACCUUUCCUACACACUCACAGAGUCCAAGCUCCACGAAGACCCCCGCCUGCGAGCAUUCGGCUACUCGCUUGAGCAGGUCAGUCUGCUCCUCGGACCCAUGGCCGCCGACUCAAAGGAGGCACUCGGUUCUAUGGGUAACGAUUCUCCUCUUGCUUGCUUGGCCACCCAGCCUCGUUUGCUCUACGAGUACUUCCGCCAGCUGUUCGCGCAGGUCACCAACCCUCCUAUCGAUCCUAUUCGCGAGGCCAUUGUCAUGUCUCUCGAGGCCUACGUUGGUCCACAGGGCAACCUUUUGGAGAUGGACGAGUCACAGUGCCACCGAAUGCUUCUGCCUUCGCCAGUCCUGUCUCUUGAGGAGUUCACAGCUCUGACUAACACCCACACACUACACUCCGGGUGGUCUGUCAAGAGCAUCGACAUCACUUUCGCAAAGAGCGAGGGUGUCGAGGGAUACAUGAGCACUCUGGACCGCAUUUGCGAGGAGGCAUCUGAGGGUGUCAAGAACGGUGACAGCAUUAUUGUCCUGACCGACCGUGCAGUCUCCAAGGACCGCGUGCCUGUCUCCGCCUGCUUGGCUACGGGUAUGGUUCACCACCAUCUCGUCCGCAACAAGUGGCGUUCCAAUGUCGCCCUUGUCGUCGAGACUGGCGAAGCUCGUGAAGUUCAUCACAUGUGCGUUCUUGUUGGAUAUGGUGCCGAUGCCAUCAGCCCCUACCUCGCCAUUGAGUGCAUCCUGAAGAUGCACCGCGAGGGCGUCAUCCGCAAGAAGCUCAGCCCCGAGCAGCUCGUUGAUAACUAUAAGCACUCCUGCGAUGGUGGUAUCUUGAAGGUCAUGUCCAAGAUGGGUAUCUCCACCCUGCAGUCUUACAAGGGAGCUCAGAUCUUUGAGGCCCUUGGUCUUGACGAUUCUGUUGUCGACCGCUGCUUCACAGGUACUGCCUCCCGUAUCAAGGGUAUGACCUUCGACCUUAUUGCUCAAGAUGCGUUGGCCCUUCACGAUAAGGGUUACCCAUCUCGUCCCAUUGUCGAGGUUCCUGGUCUUGCUGAGACUGGUGAGUACCAUUGGCGUGACGGCGGUGAGCCGCACAUCAACGAUCCCACUGCCAUGGCCAACAUUCAGGACGCCGUUCGCACCAAGAACGACAAGUCUUACGAGGCUUACUCCCUCGCUGAGUACGAGCGCAUCAAGGACUGCACUCUCCGUGGUCUUCUUGACUUCAACUUUGACGAUCGCACUCCUAUUCCCGUUGAUCAGGUCGAGCCAUGGACAGACAUCGUGCGCCGCUUCGUCACAGGUGCCAUGUCUUACGGUUCCAUCUCCAUGGAGUCUCACUCUACCCUUGCUGUCGCCAUGAACCGUCUUGGUGGCAAGUCCAACACCGGUGAGGGUGGUGAAGACCCAGAACGCAGCUUGCGCAUGGAGAACGGUGACACCAUGCGCUCCGCCAUCAAGCAGAUCGCAUCCGGACGUUUCGGUGUUACCUCCAACUACCUUGCCGAUGCCGAUGAGCUCCAGAUUAAGAUGGCUCAGGGUGCUAAGCCUGGUGAGGGUGGUGAGCUUCCCGGCCACAAGGUCUCUGGCUCGAUUGCUAAGACCCGUCACUCUACCCCCGGUGUCGGUCUUAUCUCGCCUCCUCCCCAUCACGACAUCUACUCCAUUGAGGACCUCAAGCAGUUGAUUUACGACCUAAAGUGCUCCAACCCCCGCGCUCGUGUCUCCGUCAAGCUCGUUUCCGAGACUGGUGUUGGUAUCGUCGCCUCUGGUGUCGCCAAGGCCAAGGCCGAUCACAUCUUGAUCUCUGGUCACGAUGGUGGUACCGGUGCCUCUCGCUGGACCGGUAUCAAGUACGCAGGUCUUCCUUGGGAAUUGGGUCUUGCCGAGACUCACCAAACUCUUGUCCUCAAUGACCUCCGUGGCCGUGUCAUUGUCCAGACUGAUGGUCAGCUCCGCACUGGACGUGAUGUAGCCAUUGCCUGUCUCCUUGGUGCUGAGGAGUGGGGCUUUGCCACAACUCCGCUCAUCGCUAUGGGCUGCAUCAUGAUGCGCAAGUGUCAUUUGAACACCUGCCCUGUCGGCAUCGCUACCCAAGAUCCUGAGCUCAGGAAGAAGUUCGCCGGUACUCCCGAGCACGUCAUCAAUUUCUUCUACUACAUCGCCAACGAGCUCCGCGCUAUCAUGGCCAAGCUUGGCUACAGGACCAUCAACGACAUGGUAGGUCACUGCGAGGCUCUUCGCAUUCGUGAUGACCUGCGCACGGCCAAGACCGAGAACAUUGACUUGUCCUUGAUCCUGACUCCUGCACACACCCUUCGCCCUGGUGUUGCCACCUUCAACGUUCGCAAGCAGGACCACCGUCUCCACGUCCGUCUCGACAACAAGCUCAUCGCUGAGUCCGAACUUGCUCUUGAGAAGGGUCUGCCCGCUCGCAUCGAGUGCGACGUUGUCAAUACCGACCGUGCCCUCGGUGCCACUCUCUCCUACCAGGUCAGCAGACGUUACGGCGAGGUUGGUCUGCCACAGGACACCAUCCACGUCAACAUUCGUGGUUCCGCCGGUCAGUCCUUCGGUGCAUUCCUUGCCCCUGGUAUUACACUCGAGCUCGAGGGAGAUGCCAACGACUAUGUCGGCAAGGGUCUUUCAGGCGGUCGUCUGAUUGUCUACCCACCGCGUACUGCAGUCUACCGUGCCGAGGAGAACGUUCUCAUUGGUAACGUCUGUCUCUACGGUGCCACCCAGGGUACCUGCUUCUUCCGUGGUAUCGCUGCUGAGCGAUUCUGCGUCCGUAACUCCGGUGCUACGGCUGUUGUUGAGGGUGUUGGUGACCACGCUUGCGAGUACAUGACAGGUGGUCGUGUCCUUGUCCUUGGUUCUACUGGUCGCAACUUCGCCGCUGGUAUGUCUGGUGGUAUUGCCUACGUUCUUGACAUCCACCAGGACUUCGAGCAGAAGGUUAACCAGGAGAUGGUUGAGCUCUCACCCAUUGAAGAGCCCGAGGAGAUCGCAUUCGUUCGUGGACUCAUCGAGGAUCACCACCACUACACUGGUUCCGAGCUCGCCGCUCGUAUCCUGCUUGAUUUCACGCGCGCUCUGCCCCGCUUUGUCAAGGUCAUGCCCGUUGACUACAAACGCGUACUGCUCGAGGAGAAGGCCAAGGCUGCUGAGAAGAAGCGAUCAGAGUAUCCAUUGCCUCUUCUCGCCGGCAACCCCGUUCGCACCGCCCACGAGGACUCGCGCAAGAAUGAGCAUGCACACGAGGCCAAGGACAAGAAGAAGGCCGACCUUCUUGACAUCGAGGAGAGCGUCACCGACGCGAAGGCUGAGAAGAAGAAGGCUCUUGUUCUCGACAAGACUCGCGGGUUCAUGAAAUAUCAGCGCCGUUCCGAGAAGUAUCGUAACCCUAAGACCCGUACGCGUGAUUGGGCCGAGCUCUCUCAGCGCCUGAACGAGGACGAGCUUAAGUACCAGACCGCCCGUUGUAUGGACUGCGGUGUACCAUUCUGCCAGUCCGACACAGGAUGCCCGAUUGGCAACGUCAUCCCGAAGUGGAACGAGCUUGUCUUCCAGGGUCAAUGGCGCGAUGCGCUGAAUCGCCUCAUACUUACCAACAACUUUCCGGAGUUCACUGGCCGCGUUUGUCCUGCUCCUUGCGAAGGCGCUUGCGUCCUGGGAAUCAACGAAGACCCCGUCGGUAUCAAAUCUAUCGAGUGUGCGAUCAUUGAUCGUGGUUUCGAGAUGGGCUGGAUGGUGCCUACGCCGCCCCCAGUCCGCACAGGCAAGACUGUAGCCAUCAUCGGUUCUGGUCCUGCUGGUCUCGCGUGUGCUGAUCAGCUCAACAAGGCCGGACACACUGUUACCGUCUUCGAGCGUGCUGACCGUUGUGGUGGUCUACUCAUGUAUGGUAUCCCCAACAUGAAGCUCGACAAGAAGGUCGUCCAGCGCCGCGUUGAUUUCAUGGCUGCCGAGGGCGUAGUCUUCAAGACUGGUGUUACUGUCGGCGAGGAUGGCUCAGAGAACCUCGACUCUCUCCGAAGCCAGUACGACGCGGUCAUUUUCGCCACCGGUGCUACCGUUGCACGUGACCUGCCCAUCGCCAACCGCAACUUGGACGGCAUUCACUAUGCCAUGCAGUUCCUGCACAAGAACACCAAGUCUCUCCUGGACUCUGAGCUCGCCGACGAUUCUUACAUUUCUGCCAAGGAUAAGCACGUCAUCGUCAUCGGAGGUGGUGACACUGGUAACGACUGCAUCGGAACCUCUGUCCGUCACGGUGCCAAGUCUGUUGUCAACUUCGAGCUGCUGCCUCAGCCUCCCGCUGAGCGUGCCCGCGAUAACCCAUGGCCGCAGUGGCCUCGCAUUUUCAGGACUGAUUACGGUCACAACGAGGUCAAGACUCACAUGGGCAAGGAUCCCCGUGAGUACUGUGUCAUGUCCAAGGACUUCGUCGAUGACGGAGCCGGCAAUGUCAAGGGAAUCAACACCGUCCGUGUUGAGUGGACCAAAUCCGCCUCUGGCGGCUGGGACAUGAAGCAGGUUGAGGGCAGCGAGCAUUUCUUCCCUGCCGAUCUUGUCUUGCUCUCCAUGGGUUUCUUGGGCCCUGAGCAGCGCGUCAUGAACAAUGUCAUUGAACUUGACGGCCGCAAGAACAUCAAGACACCCCCUGGUCACUACAACACCAACCUUCCCGGUGUCUUCGCUGCUGGUGACUGCCGUCGCGGACAGUCUCUCAUCGUCUGGGGCAUCAACGAGGGUCGCCAGUGUGCUCGCGACGUCGAUACCUUCCUCACCGGUCACGGCAGUCAGCUUCCUGUCGCUGGUGGUAUCGUCAAGCGCUCCCCUCUUAUGAGCACCCACAGGCACGAGAUCUCUGCUGCCGCCUAGAUUUCCAGCAAUAGAGAAGUGCAUUAGAAAGAGAUGUUUACGACAAAAUGAUUACGAAAGAAGAUUGAUUCUAAGGAUGAUUUGACACGAUCCGGAGUUUGUUUUUUGCGCCAUCUAUCGUUACCUGCAAGAUACCUUUUUCGAUGGAGUCAUCUGGCGGCAUAU
This is a messenger RNA of Boeremia exigua, 6725 nucleotides long. RefSeq lists its product as uncharacterized. The coding region runs from base 153 to 6560 and encodes 2135 amino acids. NCBI's taxonomy places the organism in Eukaryota, Fungi, Ascomycota, Dothideomycetes, Pleosporales, Didymellaceae. The transcript has 4 exons. Gene Ontology annotation, molecular function: iron ion binding; glutamate synthase (NADH) activity; iron-sulfur cluster binding. The record is from RefSeq and is a predicted model, not a curated record.